AUGUACGGUCAUUUCCUCCCUGUUACGGUCUUCUCUAGUCUCCUGUCAGAGGCCUCAGAUAUUAGUGGUACACAUCAAUCAAUUGCUGCAUGGUCUACUUUCGUUUAUCACCUGUGCCCCACGACAUCAGGGUUGGUCGACUCUGUGACAAGUUCCUCUUCAACAAGAGGAUUAGUGCCAGCAGAUUCAGCAGUAUCGCUUUCCACAUCUGCCUUGGCAGUUAUUCAGGGUUCUGGAGCUCACAGACGAACCCAGGAGGUCUUGUUGUUAGCUCGACUGGUCUGGAGUUCCCGCGAAGGCCUACCUAGAAUACUCAGACUGCAUCCAAGACUUCCAGCGCAUGAAGGGAUACAUGAUGGUAGAGAAAGGGAGGAAAAGCCAGCCAUAAUAGAUGAUGUCUUUUUCCGGGGAAUAGCUUCACUUGCUUCUUUGCCUCUGAGGUUAGUUGUUCCAAGUCCUUAUUUUACUGCCGGAAGCUCCACCAGACAGAUCAAUCUGCAGGAGGCGGAGGAAGCGGACGCAUUUAACUGUUUGUUGCCUCCCUUCAACUCCUUGGUCUUCCUACAUAACGCUCGCUUAGUCGUCGAAAGCAUACCAACCUUUCCAAGGAUUACUGUGAUGGAUGAGCCUGAAAAUCACUACACAUUUUCUCAAAUUGAAGCUUUUACAAUAUUUCGCGGCGCUCCUGUAAAAAGGCCACGGCUUCCCGGGGCACCGCGACGCACGGUUUAG
Messenger RNA from Protopolystoma xenopodis, 732 nucleotides. The record is from the annotation of a GenBank genome assembly. Lineage: Eukaryota; Metazoa; Platyhelminthes; Monogenea; Polystomatidea; Polystomatidae.